This is a messenger RNA of Nicrophorus vespilloides, 4115 nucleotides long. RefSeq names its product discoidin domain-containing receptor 2 (gene Ddr). The transcript has 15 exons. Gene Ontology annotation, cellular component: signaling receptor complex. Gene Ontology annotation, biological process: cell surface receptor protein tyrosine kinase signaling pathway; multicellular organism development; positive regulation of kinase activity. Bases 309 to 3086 code for a protein of 925 amino acids. Gene Ontology annotation, molecular function: collagen binding; ATP binding; protein tyrosine kinase collagen receptor activity. Lineage: Eukaryota; Metazoa; Arthropoda; Insecta; Coleoptera; Silphidae. The record is from RefSeq and is a predicted model, not a curated record.
GGCUUGCAUGCGAAGAACAACUUCGAAGUACGGCCUCUAACCGGGACUACCACGAGAAACACGUGACGGAAAACCAUGAACCACGACCAAACAAAACACCGCAUAUGAACAAUAAACACAUCAACAAGCGGAAACAUUUCAGUAUCAUUUAACUUUAAACUGACAGUUCACGAUCAUUCCUAUUUUUUCAUUCUAUGAUUAAAUGAAAUUUGUUUUGCGGUUUUUUCAGCAACAAUCAUGAAUAUUCAAAAGUAUUGUGCGUGAGGUUAGUUGUGCAUGAGCAGAGCCAUGUAUUCGCCUGCAUAAUUAUGGUAUCAAGAGGCAUGGAUCCGAACGUUUCAUUACCUUUGUACUCGCUGUUUUUUGUUGUCGCUGAAAUUAUAAUCCCCGCAUAUGGACUAGAACUUGGAUUAUGUGGCUCGGCCUUAGGAAUGGAAUCGGGGGCCAUCAAGGACUCCGCAAUAACGGCCAGCUCGGCGUACGAUUCCGGUAGCGUAGGGCCCCAACACGGAAGACUUCGAAAUGAUAAAAACGGUGGAGCCUGGUGUCCGAGACAGAUGGUUUCACGCGAUGCCAAGGAAUAUUUGGAGAUCAGCCUGGAUGGAUUGUAUGUGAUAACAGCUGGAAAGACGCAGGGGCGCUUCGGGAAUGGACAAGGUCAGGAAUAUGCCGAGGAAUAUAUGAUAGAAUAUUGGCGUCCCGGAUUCGCAAAGUGGAUCAGAUGGAAAAAUCGAGAUGGCAAAGAGUUGUUAUCCGGUAAUACGAACACAUAUACUGUGGUCGAGCAGAAGUUAGAUCCUCCAAUUAUCGCAACGAAAAUCCGCAUGCUUCCAUACAGCGAUCACGUCAGAACAGUUUGCAUGAGGGUGGAACUAAUAGGAUGCAAAUGGACAGAUGGCUUGUUGUCAUACACUGUCUCUCAGGGAUUAAAACGGGGCCCCGAAAUGGAUUUGUCAGAUCGGACGUACGACGGACGGGAAAAAGACGGAAUACUUUCGGAGGGUUUAGGGCAAUUGGUGGAUGGACAGAAAGGCCAGGACAAUUUCAGGCUAGACACAGGGCACGGCAAAGGGUACGAGUGGGUCGGAUGGCGGAACGACACCCCCGGCUGGGCAGGUUAUCCCCUCGAAAUAGUAUUCGCAUUUGAUAAAGUUCGCAACUUUAGUGCCGCUCAUCUGCAUACCAAUAAUUUAUUCACCAAAGACGUGCAGGUGUUUUCCCAUGCGAGGAUUUUCUUCAGUUUCGGAGGAAACGUGUACAACGGGGAACCGGUAUAUUUUUCUUACAUGCCCGAUGUGGUCAUGGAGCACGCACGGAAUGUCACGGUGAAAUUGCAUAAUCGGGUCGGUCGAUUUAUAAAGUUGCAGUUGUACUUCGCAUCCAGAUGGAUCCUCCUCAGCGAAAUAUCCUUCGAUUCCGUUCCUGUGAGCGGGAACUACUCGGAUGGGGAGGAGGACGUUUCCAUUUCGGAAACGGAUAAUGAGACCGGCAAGGAAUAUCCACUGCAGCGUGACGAAGUGAAAACCGUAUCGAGCAAAAGCAAUCGAAAUACAAUCACGACGACGGAUGGGGGAGGAGGAGGAGGUCACGGCGAAGAACAGAACGCUUACAUCGGCUUCAUCAUUGGAAUAUUAACCGUUGUCAUAUUGAUAUUGGUGGCAGCGAUAGUCUUCAUCGUUUUACGCAAUCAGAAGCUGAAGACGUCUGCGGCCCACACGGAGAUCCCCAGGCGCGACAAGCAGUUUGGAGAUGGCGGCGACCUCAAGCUGGAUGAAUGCGAUAAAUCGGUUCUCUAUCAGGAGAGUUUGCGGUCCGUGUACGCUCGUCAGUCGCAUCCUCAUAGUCCGGAUUACACAGAAGUACCAGACGUGGUAUGUCAGGAAUAUGCAACGCCCCACAUGCACAGGGACUACACGUCGAGUUCCCUGUCACGACCGCCGCCGCCUCUGCAGAACUUCCUACCGAAACCGCCUCCGAUCCCGCCGCCACCUGAAAGUUAUUACGUAACCUCGCCGGAUUUGUGCAACCCGAUUGCCAUGCUGCCGUCACCGCUGCUGUCUCCCUCAUCAUUGGGUCUAACCGCAUCGAAGAUGAGUCGUCACUUCAUGUUACCCCUGAGCCCGGAGCCGAAUGAUUGCAUCCGCCACGUCGAUGGUCCCAAUGAUGAUGACGACGAGGACGAUGAGGACGACCGGGACGACAUCGAAAUUGAAAUCUUCCCACGCGAGCAAUUGCAGAUAAUCGAAAAGCUAGGCGAAGGAUACUUCCGCGACGUGCAUCUGUGCAAAGUGCAUAACUACAGUGAGUUUAAACUGGUCGUGGUGCAAACCCUGAGACUGGAGAGUUACCGUGAAGAGUUCUGCAAGGAGGUGCACGCCUUAGCAAGGAUGAAGGACUGCAAUAUCGCUAGGUUGUUGGGAGCUUGUUUGGACAGUGAACCGAUUUGUGCGGUGCGGGAGUACGACGAAAUGGGAGACCUGUGCCAGUUUUUGCAGGAGCACGUAGCUGAAACUGUUGGCCCGAUUGCCUCCAACGCAAAUACAUUAAGUUAUGGUUGUCUGAUAUACAUGGCCACGCAGAUCGCCUCCGGAAUGAAGUGUCUCGAGGACCUGAAAUACGUCCACAAGGAUUUGGCGACGAGGAACUGCUUGGUUGGUCACAGGUACUCUAUUAAGAUAUCCGACGUCGGCACUUAUCGCCACAUCUAUGUAUCCGAUUACUGCCAGAUUGAUGAUUCCAAGCUCGUUCCGAUUAGGUGGGCCGCGUGGGAGAGCGUCUUACUGAACAAGUACACUUCUAAGAGUGACGUGUGGGCGUUUGGCGUGACGUUAUGGGAAAUAUUGACGUUCGCCAGGGAGCAACCCUUCGAAGAGCUGAGCGAUGAGAAGGUUAUCGAAAAUGUCACUCACUUCUAUCAAGAUAAUGGCAAGCAUGCUUUACUAAAUGUACCCAUCAACUGUCCCAAGGAGAUAUUCGAUCUGAUGUGCGAAUGCUGGCAGAGAAACGAGUCCGACCGACCGAACUUCAGGGAGAUCCAUUUGUUUCUGCAGAGGAAGAACCUAGGAUACACGUCCGAUCUGCACUGACGUUUACUACUAGCGGACAUUAACGACAAUAAUAUUAGAAAGACGUGAUAUAUUUGCACAUUUAAUAAAGGCGGCUGUUUUCGUAUUUUAGGUGUAUGAGAGAUUGUUAUUAACGAAGUCGAUAUAUAUAUAAAUAAUCUUGAGCUUGGAUUUAACAUUUUUCAUUUGAUUUUUGUCGCUGUGGUCCUCGAUCUUUUUUUGCGUCUAGACAAUUAUAUAUGAAACAUUUCGUAAAAGGAAUGUAUAUCAAUAUUGCUGCUUAUUAUACUCUCUUUAUAUCUGCCUCUGCCUGUCUCGAUACGUUUAUGGAAUCAGUUUAAUUAUUCAGAGCCUGCUUUGUAUACCUUUCCAAUAUAGAGCUAUUGGUUUUCUGCUCCAGUGCCUUUCACGUUUUGCACUCUUAUGAGUAUAAUAUCGCUGUUUUAGAGGACUCAUGUCUAGGGCAAAGGGCAAAAUAAAUGGAAAAUACAAACUAAUUAAGUAAGAAGAAAAUAUAUAUUAUAUUACAAAAAAAUACUCUCUUCCAAUUUACUGGCUGGCGUUAUAAUUACAACAUAGGGAUAUAUCAUUUAUUUUCAUUUAUUGUACGGAAAUAAAAUAAUUUAUACUAUAUGAAUGCCAAUUCAAUCAAUCAUAGUUAUAGAUAACGAAGAAAUGAUAAUAUAUUUAAAAAAAAUAAUAGUUAUAUAUACAUAUAUAAGAUGAUAAGUUAUAUAAUCUACAGCAGUUGUGCGACUGAACCAGCGAGUGCAAACUUUCUUUUGUGAAGAAGGAUAUAACCAUAUCAUUUAUACUUUGUUAAAGGGCGCAACAUGAUAUGUAAAUAAUGUAUGUAAGAUUAUUAUCAUUAUUAUAUGCAUGGACGUUUUGUUUUCAAUUUUCUUUUUUAUACUGUUUAAUAAACGACAAUGACGAUGACGAAUAUGUAUGAAGAUAACAAAAGAAAAUGAGAUAAAAGAUAUACUAACUUAUUAUGGAUUGUUAAAACUCUGGUAAAAUUGGACCAAAUAAAAAUUGAGUACUAUGAAA